AUGGCAGAGCUGGCAGCGGGAAGCCUGCCGUUGGGAGACCCGGCCUUUAACUACCAGGAACACGAGCUGACCGAGCGGCUGAAGCGGCUCUACCCGGCUGUGAACGAGGAAGAGACCCCUCUGCCCCGCUCCUGGAGCCCCAAGGAUAAGUACAGCUACAUCGGGCUGUCACAGAACAACCUGCGGGUCCAUUAUAAAGGUCACGGAAAGAACCACAAAGACGCAGCAUCAGUGCGAGCUACACACCCAAUCCCUGCUGCCUGUGGGAUCUACUACUUUGAAGUCAAGAUUGUCAGCAAAGGUCGAGAUGGGUACAUGGGCAUUGGCCUGUCCGCCCAGGGAGUCAACAUGAACCGACUGCCUGGAUGGGACAAGCACUCAUACGGUUACCACGGAGAUGACGGCCACUCCUUCUGCUCCUCCGGGACUGGCCAACCAUACGGCCCCACAUUCACCACGGGCGACGUGAUUGGCUGCUGCGUUAACCUCAUCAAUAACACUUGCUUUUACACCAAAAAUGGCAUCAGUUUAGGUGUAGCCUUCACAGACCUCCCUCCCAACCUGUACCCCACUGUGGGCCUCCAGACACCGGGCGAGAUCGUAGACGCUAACUUUGGCCAGCAGCCGUUUGUGUUUGACAUCGAGGACUACAUGAGCGAAUGGCGAGCCAAGAUCCACGGCAUGAUCGCUCGCUUUCCCAUAGGAGAGAGGCUGGGAGAGUGGCAGGCCGUCCUGCAGAAUAUGGUGUCCAGCUACCUGGUGCACCAUGGGUACUGUGCCACCGCAACAGCCUUCGCCAGAGCCACAGAGACCCUGAUACAAGAGGACCAGACGUCUAUAAAGAACAGACAGAGAAUACAAAAGCUGGUGCUCGCAGGACGCGUGGGCGAAGCCAUAGAAGCUACUCAGCAACUUUACCCCGGCCUGUUAGAGCACAACCCCAACUUACUAUUCAUGUUGAAGUGUCGUCAGUUUGUGGAGAUGGUGAACGGGACAGACAGUGAGGUUCGCUGCUUGACCAUUCGCUCCCCGAAGUCCCAGGACAGUUACCCCGGCUCCCCCAGCCUCAGCCCCCGUCACGGAGCCAGCAACACACACCUGCAAACCGCAGGAGGGGAAAGCCCUACCUGCAGUAACGGGGUGACUCCUCCCAGUAAGUCAAAGAGCCACGGUGGCGCAGGUAGCAGCAGUGUCAAAUAUCCCAGCGCGUCCUCUUCUGCAUCCUCAUCCACCUCCUCCUCCCCUUCCUCAGUCAACUACUCUGAGUCCAACUCCUCCGAUUCCACCAAGCCACACAGCGCCAACAGCAACCAGGAAACCAGUGACAGUGAGAUGGAAAUAGAAGCAGAGCACUAUACCAACGGGGUUGUUGAAGGCUCCUCUGCGCGGAUCAUGAAUGGCACAUACAAACACGAAGAGAUCCUUCAGCCAGACGACAACAGCAUCGGCAAUGGGGUCACAGCAGAUGAGGGUUGUAGUAAUGGCAAACAGCUUUGUGGAGGGAACCAGGCGGCCACAGAGAGGAUGAUCCAGUUUGGACGGGAACUGCAGACACUCAACGAACAGCUGUGCCGCGAGUACGGCAAAAACGCCACGCACAAGAAGAUGUUACAGGAUGCGUUCAGUCUGUUAGCGUACUCCGACCCGUGGAACUGCCCCGUGGGUCAGCAGUUAGAACCCACGCAGAGAGAAACACUCUGCUCUGCACUCAACAGCGCCAUACUGGAGUCUCAGAACCUGCCUAAGCAGCCUCCGCUGAUGUUAGCGCUGGGCCAGGCCACAGAGUGUGUUCAGCUCAUGGCCCGAGUCCGGUCUGGUUCCUGCUCUUUCGCCAGAGUAGACAACUUUUUGCACUAGCCCCGGUCCAGGUUAAUGUUAAGUAGCACUGAGAGAAGGCAUGUCCAGCAGGUAGUUGUCAUGGCGACGGAGGAAAGAGCAUGCGUGUGAUUGGUGUGUUUGGCUGUCCUUCAGACCGAAUCAGCGGCACCGACAGAGGAGCAGAGGAGAACGUGACAGAGAGAGAAGAAAGCUUCCUUUUAAUUUAGUAUUAUCAAACAAAGAAAUGUGUGACACUAUUUAAAGAUAAUUAAUUAUUAUUCUGUUUAUCUAGCCUUUCUUUUUUUUUUUUUUGUUCUUUUUUUGUCAGUUUGUUGUGCUCAUCCUGGACAAAGACUAAAUUGUAAAACCCCCUUAUUUUAUUCUUCUGUUUUAAAGGGUGGAUUUUGAUUCCCUACAAUCAGUAUUUUACUCACGUUGUUGUUGUUGUUCACCAUAUCACAGUCCACAAUACUCACAGCUGGUUACCACGGUGACCCUCACGACUGUAGGUCACCAUAACAAAACCUGAAGUAUAUUACAUCAUCUUUAAUAAAAAUGUAGAAGACAGACCGACUCUGCAGCGCAGCCUUUUAUUCCCCUGAAAUAUCCACCGAGAGGUGCAUUCAUGUCUUUAAAACCAGGCUGAGCGAACAAGUCCUCAGCAUGAAAAACACCUCUGAUUGUGUGGAGGUGGUCAAGGCCGAUGCAGCUGAGUAGUAAACACUAACACGACAGAAAAGGGACUGAUGUCACACAGAAGUGAGCAGCGAGUCAUUUGGAAAAGUUGGAAAUACGGAAUUUGGUGCUGUGUUUCGUUAGUCGACCAAACCUGAAAACAUCACCUGUGUAGGAAACAUAAUUGCUUUGUGGCAAACCCUGCCAGUCACCAGGGGGAAAGGGCGACGACGAGGGAUUAAAUUGGAUUAUUCGAGGUGUCGAGGCCGUAGAUUUUGCCGGAACUACCACAGUUGGCAGAGCUCGGCCUCGGCUGCACCCACAACACCUGCUCUCAGAAAUGAGCCUAACACUAUUAUCAUGGUCACCUUGAUGCCAGCGUAAAGAAAAUCAGAAUCAAAGACUAACAAGCCCAGUGUGUGUACGGGUAGAAUUCAAGUCGCCCCAGGGGUCUGUUCUUUAAUAUCAUCCCCAGUCUGACUCGCUCUGUGCAUGUGCUGCCGCAAUUAGAGCCUAACAAGAAGUAAAAAAAACAGGAAGCCUUUUAAUUUCACACUGACUUUGAGAGAAUUAAAGCACAGUGUCUGUUUAGUUUCAAUCUCAACCAUCUAUACUAAGAUGGAUGACGCGUCUGCACGUCCUCCGACUCGUAUCCAGAAAUAUGGCCAAAAUAUCCCGGCACCAGGAGACAAUCACGGUCGUCACACAAAUACAAAUAUGAAGCAAAUAUCGCAGGUAUUCACGAACUCGACGCGAAGUCACGCUAUGAUUUUCCACUGAAACAUUUGCGUACAGGUGAUUUAUUAGGACCUAGUCAAGUCUAAUGUUAUUUACAAUAUGUAGCAUAAAACCACAAGAUUGCCCCAGAAUGUUUUUCCCCCCUGUUCGAUAACGAGACGAAGGGAAAGAGGAUGAUUGUGUUGUUCCGGUUCGCUGCUGGCCGCUAUGAGAUUUACAAAGAAGUCGUCACACAGGUUUGAAUUGUAGAGCCACUGUAACAAAACUACCAAAAACCUAAAGUACAUCAAACACAGCUGAAGCCUCUUGUGUGAACCACUCCUCACUGUCAGAGUAUUCAAUAUUAAAUAGAGAAAUUAACAAGACGUCAAAUACUUUGAACCAAUACAUGGAUUCAUUAUAUUAAUUUCUCUUAAAGCCCUUUUAACCUCCAGCUCCUCUCGACUACACAACAUCUCGUCAGCCGGGAUUUGUUACCCGGCAUCAAAGUGAAAAGUAUAGACUGUGAAUAAAGAUGUUUUACACGUCUCCACUUCCUCCCAGUGUACAAACGUGAAGCCAAAAUAUCCGAGAUAUAGGUGCUGCCAUCUGCUAACAUGGAGGAGGCGAAGUUUAUUCCCUAUACUGCAGUCGAGAUACUUUGGCUUCACUUUCAGGGGCUUCUCAUGUCGUCCAUCUUUAUCUACAGUCUAUGAGGAACAGGGUCAGACCAGCAGGAGCCGGCUGGCCGUGAGUUCAGAAUUUAUAAUUAGAUGAAUUUAUUCUUUUAAAUGAUCCUUUUAACAAUUAUUGUAUAUUAACUUCCUUGGGUUGGUGUUUCUGAAUAGAUUGUGGUUCAUAGUAAAAUUACAACUCUGACUCCACCGCUUCAAUUUACAUCCUUAAUCGGGUUUUGAUAUAAAAAUGUGAUUUUUAUAAAACCUUUGUUUAAACCUCCCCCACUCCUUAGCUGUAUCUGUCGUAAAAUGUUUAUUUUCCAUCUUUUGUUUUACGCAGGACUUUAUUUUCUACCAAAUAGCAAAGACUGAAUGUUGUCUGACUCGUGGCGGCUCCACCCUGAGGUGUAUAUUUCCAUUUGUGAGACCUUUUGAAUUCUGUGGUAGAGAAAUGUGGAGAAACACUGAAGUACAGUAUGUUUGCAGCGUGAGGUUAACCACAGGUCAAACUGUGUUUUUUUGUUUGUUUUUGUUUUUUUGUCACACCGUCUGCGAUAAUAGGAACUAUUCUAACAAGUAUACACACAGUUUAUACUUGACAUCUGCUUCUACAGCUGUAAAGGACUUCUGUUACACACACACACAGACACACACACACACACGAGAGAACAACCUCAUACCUGUAGGGAGCGAGUCUCCCAGCUGUCCUUUGUGUUUGAGCCUGGGCUGCGUCUCAACACUGUUACCACGCGCCCUUCCUCUCCUCCCUGCACAGCCACUGAUGGGAUCAGUGAUUGUUUUUACGGAACAGGAGGGAUGUGAACAGUUUUGGAAUCGGGCCCCUCGAGGCCCCCGGAGCCAACGUGGACUUCUUCCCCCGAGGAGGCCGCAGAAACAAAUGGCUCCGGGCAUCGCAGACAAGCUGUGCACAGUUGACUUCUAUCAUGAUUUUAAUUUUCUUAUUUUGACUUUUGAGUUUUAGAAAAAAUAAAGGACAAAAAAAUACAAAAAACACUUGUGAGAUGAGUUACCCUCUACUUAGCAUGACUUUGAAAACCUUUAAAACGACAGGAGAAAAAAAGAAGUAAAAAUGAUAAUUGAAAAAAAAAAAAAAUACCUAUGUACUGGAAACAUGUUAAAGAAGAAAUAUUGUAUUCUGUUUAAUUUUGACAGACUUAUUUUUAUUAAAAAUACACCCAUAAGCAUA
This is a messenger RNA of Hippoglossus stenolepis (Pacific halibut), 5094 nucleotides long. RefSeq names its product RAN binding protein 10 (gene ranbp10). The transcript is spliced from 15 exons. Gene Ontology annotation, cellular component: cytoplasm. Gene Ontology annotation, biological process: cell surface receptor signaling pathway; cytoskeleton organization. NCBI's taxonomy places the organism in Eukaryota, Metazoa, Chordata, Actinopteri, Pleuronectiformes, Pleuronectidae. The record is from RefSeq and is a predicted model, not a curated record. Gene Ontology annotation, molecular function: protein binding. Bases 1 to 1857 code for a protein of 618 amino acids.